CACGGAGACCACGCAGGCGCUCGGUGAACAACGGGCGAUGGAGGAUCGACUGCAGGAGAUGAAGAUGUAUCUCAGUGAAAUCCAUCAGAACCAGGGUGCUGAGAACACACCGGCACUUAUUGAUCUGUUCCAUCAGUGGGAAGCGAUUCAUUCCGUCAUCAAAGCUGAAGAUUCACAGCAGUGAGAGGUCGAUCACUUGCUCUGUGUGUAGGAAGGGAUUCACUCACUUAGCCAACACUCUGUCACACCAGUGAGCUCACGAGGGAGUGAGACUUUUCAAUUGUUCCCUCUGGGAAGAGAUUCAUUCAUCAAUCUAAUCUGCUGACACGUGAGCGAAUUCUCACUGUGGAGAGGUCGUUCCCCUAGUUUAGGCUGUGGGGCAGUAUUUACUCGGUCAACCCACUGGCAGACGCAGUAGUUCACCCUGAGGAGAUGCUGUUCACUUGCUCAGAAUGUGGGAAGGGAUUCACUCAGCUAUCUAACUUACUGAGACACCAGCGAAUUCACACGGGGGAGAGGCCGUUCACCUGCUCAGAGUGCGGGAAGGGGUUCAGUCGAUCAUCUUACCUGAAGGAACAUCUGCGAGUUCACACUGGGGAGAGGCCGUUCACCUGCUCUGACUGUGGGAAGGGGUUCACUCAGUUAUCUAACCUACUUGCUCACCAGCGAGUUCACACCGGGGAGAAACCUUUCACCUGCUCACAUUGUGGGAAGCGAUUCAGUCACUCAUCUCACCUGAAGGAACAUCAGCGAGUUCACACUGGGGAGAGGCCGUUCACCUGCUCCGACUGUGGGAAGGGAUUCACUCACUUAUCUAACUUACUGGCACACCAGCGAGUUCACACCGGGGAGAAACCUUUCACCUGCUCACAUUGUGGGAAGGGGUUCAGUCGAUCAUCUCACCUGAAGGAACAUCAGCGAGUUCACACUGGGGAGAGGCCGUUCACCUGCUCUGACUGUGGGAAGGGGUUCAGUCACUCAUCUCACCUGAAGCAACACCAGCGAGUUCACACUGGAGAGAGGCCAUUCACCUGCUCAGAGUGUGGGAAGGGAUUCAGUCGGUCAUCUUACCUGAAACAACAUCUGCGAGUUCACACUGGGGAGAGGCCGUUCACCUGCUCUGAAUGUGGGAAGGGGUUCUCUCAGUCAUGCAGCCUUGUGGCACACUAUCAAGUUCACACAGCGGAGAGGCCGUUCACCUGCUCUGAAUGUGGGAAGGGGUUCAAUCAUUCAUCCAACCUUCGAAAGCACUAUGGUAUUCACACUGGAGAAAAAGUUUAAGUAUGCUGUAUUCUGAUACUCAUCCAUCACAGUCACUGAAUCCAGAGGCUGUUUCGAAAGUGGUGUCGAACUCUGCUCAUCACACCCAGUUCUACACACUUGCUCACUGGGAAUGAGAGAAGUUUCAUCUGCUGAUGUUCACAUUUAAUUUUAAAAUUCGGGAUCAGAGACAAAUAAAUCAGUUCCAUUUUAAGCUCUUGUCACAGGUACUCAGUGAAUCUGCAAAACACCCAGUGUACAGUCAGGAGUCAACUCAGCCCAGCUGGUCCCUGCCAGUAUUUCUGUUCCUCGACCAUGCUUUUAAAUCCUUCCCUACUGUUCACCUCUUACUGUCGCUGUGGUGACUUGUUCCUAACAGUCACCACUCUGUGGGUGAAAUGGCUUCCGUCGAAUUUCCUGCACGAUUUCUGUAGGCUGAAGAAGAUGAGCUGACUGCAGUUAUGUGUGUCAUGUUUGUCCCUCAUAUCUCUGGGCCAAGGAAGAAUGGCAUUAGUAGUUAAACACCUUAUUCCCUGCUUAUUUUCUCUUCUUUCAAAGGCUGUGUCUCACACAGUUAGGUUGUUGGAAGACACCACUGUACUCUAAAGUCUGAAAGGAGAAUGUGGAACGUUAGGUUGGACGUUCAAUGGAGCAGGGUCAGCACAGGGCAGAAUUUCGGGCUGUGGACAGUGGGAGGAGUAAGAGGAUAUGAUGAGAAGCGGGGCGUGUCAAUGAAUGACAGAGUGAAAACAUUUGGAAGCUGAUUGAGAGAAAAUUAGGAUGAUUUGACUUUGACACAUCAAUGCUUGUUGACUGUGGAGGCUUGCUGUGUAAAACUGGCUACUGAGCUCCGAAAAAAAUAUUGUUUGGACUGGUGCCAUUUGGCAGAGGAGAGACGAUGCUUAUAAAUGCUUUCAAUGGCGCCGUUCUUACCAAAAACUCUCUGAGCUUAAGAAUGUACUGUCGUCACAAAUUGAAUGUGCAGGUGUGGAGAGUACAAAGUUGUGCUGAAAGAUGCGUGCAUUCAGUGGACAAAAGGCUUUCGAAAUGGGAGCUGGACUUCCCAGGCACAGCUGAGAUCUUGCUCAGUAAACCAAAGGAUUUGGUUCUGGCACGAAAAAUAUUCUGACUAUCAGACAUGAAGAACUUAUAAUGUAUCUGCAAGUUAAGCAGAUAAACAAUUUUUUACCAAUUGGAGUGGAACAUUAAGAUCAGGUCUGAUGCCCAGAACUCGCUAGCUAAUGGCAACAGUUGAGAAGACUAGGUCCAAUUUCCAUUGAAUUAAAACAUCAAUUCGAACUGCACAGGAUAAAUAAACUCUUUAUGUCACCUUUGCUUCCUGAGCAACUCACCUUUGUGAGCUCCCAUCAAUCACCUCGGGAUCACAAUGAUCAGAAAGUCUCCAGGAUCAGCUGUAGAAAUACUGUAUGCUCCUGGUAGGGCACAGAGAUGUGCCCAGAACUGUUAAACUAUAGAGAAAUAGGCAAACCAUAAACAAAUGAUGAGCAGGUCCCUUUGCCACCUCUCUCCCUGAAAAGUCUCUGGGAUACCCCCUCCUCUACCACUGUAGUCUCUGGGGCAAAUAUUUUCCCCCUUGACUUGACAAAGCACCCUUACCCCCUAACCCAUCUCUGAGGUGCCCUCUACACCAUUAGAGACCCCCCCCAGUCUCUGAAAAUCUCCUGUUCUGCUCUCUUCACCCCCUUUUCCCUUUCCCGCUGUCUGCGAUGCCAACUCCACCUUCCUUGAGAUGACCCCUUCCCCACCGUCUUGCCUAUUCAGGACGUCCCCAAGGCUCUGGGAUGUCCCUUCCACACUAUUUUUGGGACUUCCCGCCUCGCGUCUCUGGGUUGCUCCUUUCUGACUAAAUCCUCCCCUUCCCUUUCUCCCAUUCUCUGAGAUGUACCCAACCCCCAUCGCCCUACCCACUUAACUUCUCUUCAAUCUUUCCCUUCCCACCCCAUCUCCCGGCUGACAGCUCACCCUAUCAUCUCGGGUUAACCAGUACACUCGUCAUCCUCCCCGUGGUAUGCCAACUUUCCCAUUCCCCUGCUCUUGGGACAUCCACUCACCCCUUAUCCCAUCUCUGCCAUGCCCACAAUGUGCCCAACUCCUGUCUCUGGGAGCUCCUGCAACGAGACCUGGAUGUCAUUAUACACCAGUCAUUGAAAGUGGGCAUGCAGGUACAGCAGGCGGUGAAAAAGGGGAAUGGUAUGCUGGCAUUUAUAGCGAGAGGAUUCGAGUACAGGAGCAGGGAGGUACUACUGCAGUUGUACAAGGCCUUGGUGAGACCACACCUGGAGUAUUGUGUGCAGUUUUGGUCCCCUUAUCCGAGGAAAGACAUUCUUGCCAUAGAGGGAGUACAAAGAAGGUUCACCAGAUUGAUUCCUGGGAUGGCAGGACUUUCAUAUAUUGAAAGACUGGAUCGACUAGGCUUAUACUCUCUGAAAUUUAGAAGAUUGAGGGGGAAUCUUAUUGAAACGUAUAAAAUCCUCAAGGGAUUGGACAGGCUAGAUGCAGGAAGAUUGUUCCCGAUGUUGGGGAAGUCCAGACGAGGGGUCACAGUUUGAGGAUAAAGGGGAAGCCUUUUAGGACCAAGAUUAGGAAAAACUUCUUCACACAGAGAGUGGCGAAUCUGUGGCAUUCUCUGCCACAGGAAACAGUUGAGGCCAGUUCAUUGGCUAUAUUUAAGAGGGAGUUAGAUAUGCCCCUUGUGGCUAAAGGGAUCAGGGAGUAUGGAUGGAAAGGCUGGUACAGGGUUCUGAGUUGGAUGAUCAGCCAUGAUCAUACUGAAUAGCGGUGCAGGCUCAAAGGGCUGAAUGGCCUAAUCCACCUAUUUUCUAUGUUUCCUUUUCCCCCAUCCCUAUCACUGAAAUCAGCUCCUCCUGGGAUGCUUCCUACCCCUCUUUCUCCUUUUCUCCCUAUCUGCCCUCACUCUGCUCCAAGCCCAGAUUUCUCAGAUUCCCCCCCACUUCACCUGUCCCUGUACCUCCCAUCUCUAGGAUAUCCCUUUCCCUACCUGGAACGAAUCCUGCCUCUUGUCUUUGGAACACUCACCUUUCUUCCCCUCCUUAGAUGGUGGCAAGGAGUGAGAGAUUAGCUGGUUCAGUGGUGCUGCAAAAACAACCUUACCCUCAACAUCGCUAAGACCAAGGACUCAAUCGUGGACUUCAGGAAGGGGAAGUGAGGGGAAGAUACACCACGACAUAUUGAGGGAUCAGUAGUGGAAAGGGUGAAUAGUUUCAUAUUCCUCGGUGUCAACAUCUCUCAGAUCAAACAGGUGCAAUUACAAAGAAGACACUACAGCGGCUAUAUUUCAUUAGGAGUUUGAGAAGACUUGACAUGACUCCCACAAGAGGUACUGUAACUGUACAGUUAGAAUGUAGCAUUCUAAUUGUUGUAUCAGUGGUAUAAAGAGGCCAUCACACUGCAUUGGAAAAAGCUGCAGAAAGUUGUAAACUCAGAAAGCUGCAACAUGGGCACUAACCUCACCAGAAUGAAGGACACCAUCAAAAUGCAGUGCCUCGAAAAGGUGGCAUCCUUCAAUGAUGAUUCCUGUCAUCCAGGACAUUGCUACCAUCACAGAGGAGGUACAGGAGCCUGAAGGCACACACUCAAUAUUUCAGGAACAGCUUCUUCCCGCUAGAAUUCAAUUUAUAAAUGGACAAUCAAACCAUGAACACUUCAGAAUUUUUUGACUUUUGCUCCACCAAUUAUCUAGCGAUAUAUAAACACACACACAUAAAUAAUAUAUAUUGUAUAUAUAGAAUAUAUAUUAUAUAUGUGUAUGUAAUUUAUAGUUUUUAUUACAAUGUAUUGCAUUGUACUGCUGACACAAAACAACAAUUUUCAUGACAUAUUAAACCUGAUUCUGACUCUGAUAACUGACUGUCCCUGGACAGUUUCAAUGCUCAUCCACUUCCCAAAUGUUGUGAAAGGACCUGCCACCACCACCACCUCAGGCAGUGUGAGGGAAAAAUCUUCCUCAGUUCCCUCUCAACCACUUACUCUUCUGUUCAAAUCUAUGUCCCUGGUACGUGGCUUACAUGGGCUUCAGUGAGACCUUUGAUAAGGUUCAGCAUGGUGGGUUGCUGAGAAAACUCAGAUCAAGUGGGAUCCAGGGUGAGCUGGCUAAUUGGAUACAUGGUUGGCUUGAUGGUAUGAAUCAGAAGGUGAUGUUGGAAGGCUGUUUCUUGGACUUCAGACCCGUGACUGCUGGUAUCCCCGGGGGUCUGUGUUAGGCCCAUCACUGGUUGUCAUCUCCAUCAACAGUUUGGAUGAGAAUGUACGAGGGCUGUUGGUAAGUCUGCAGCAAAUAAAUUGAAACAAUUACUUUCAUUUAACAUACCACACGCCUAGCCCCAUCCCGUCUUCCCUCUCCCCCACCUUACCACCCUCCUCCCCUGCCUUUCCACUGCAACAUACCUUUGCCUUUCCCAUUCCCAUUCCACCCUCACCCCCUGGAGAUCAUAGGUUAAGCUGAAAUAUCAAGAGGCAUUGGGGAGUUUGGGGAUAUCAGGGAGAUCGUCACUGAAGAGGAGGUGCAAGUGUGGAAUGUGCAGCCAGUGCAAGUGGAUGAUGCAGGUUCGGUUGCAACAUUUAAGAGCAAUUUGCAUACAUGGAUGACAGAGGUAUGGAGGACUGUGGUGCAACUGGAUGGAAUGAGGUAGAAAACCUGUAAGCACAGACAAGGUGGGCUGAAGGUGAUUUCUGUGCUGCAGAAUCUAUCGAUCUAAUAAUGCUCUGAUUUGUAAUUUCCACUGGUUUGCUGCUAAAGACCGAGCCCAGAGAUUUAUACCUGGGUGAAGAGGCCGUCCAGUGUUGGCUCCUGUGCUCAAAGCCAUUGGGACGUCCCAUCACUGAGCUGAUAUUGCCCCCUCAUUCUGUUUUGCUCAGUCCGUCACUCAAUUAGUUCAAUAUUUACGGGAAAUCAUAUAACUCACAGAGAAGGAACCCAACUCUUCCACACUGAAAACCGGCCCAUGAUUUUUGUAUUGACAUUAGAUUAUCCUCCAAGAUCAAUCUAAAUGUUCCCUUCUACCUACUCCUCAAUAUUCUCUCAUCCAUGUACCUAAGAGUCUUUUAAAUGUCCUUAGUAUAUUUGCCUUAGAUUCAGCUCUGGGAAGUGUAACACACAUCCAUCACCGUAUGAAGAACUUAACUCUGACACCCCCCACAACACAUUCCUCCAAUCACCUUAAAAUCAUGGCCCCCAAUAUUACCAUUCUGCCCUGGGAAAUAUCUCUGGCUACCCACUCAGUCUGUGCCUCAUAUCAUCUUUUCCACCUCUAUCAUGUUAGUUUUCAUCCUCCUCCACUCCAAGGAGAAAGGUUCAACCUGUCCUUAUUAUACAUUCUCUCCCAUCCUGGUAAACCUCCAUCCACAUCCUUCCUAUAGUGUGGCAUAAUGCUCCAAGUGUGGUCUCGCCAGGAUUUUAUAGAGCUUCAAGGUUACCUCGAUGCUCUUGAACUCAAUCCCUGACUAAUAAAGGCCAACGCACCCCAUCAGCCGGGGAUGGAAAUGUGUGGCGCAUUGCACCCCAGUGAUAAUAAUAAAAGAGUAAGCCUACUCAUGCAAAAAGUAUUAACCAAAAACCGAGUUGUAGAAAAAAAAUCGAAACAGGAAUUCAGGUAGCUCAGAACUAGAAAUAGGGUUUACUGAGAAGAAAUCUAAAACUUGGGAAUUAUUUUUAGCUUUUUUAUUAUUUCAGUCACAUCUUUUGGCGAAUGUUAUCUUCUUUCACAU
Molecule: messenger RNA, 7005 nt
Organism: Mobula hypostoma (lesser devil ray)
Lineage: Eukaryota; Metazoa; Chordata; Chondrichthyes; Myliobatiformes; Myliobatidae
Product: gastrula zinc finger protein XlCGF8.2DB-like
Exons: 2
Coding region: 433-1281 (282 amino acids)
Biological process (GO): regulation of transcription by RNA polymerase II
Cellular component (GO): nucleus
Molecular function (GO): sequence-specific DNA binding; DNA-binding transcription factor activity, RNA polymerase II-specific
Source: RefSeq, a predicted model, not a curated record